This is a messenger RNA of Closterium sp. Naga37s-1, 1191 nucleotides long. NCBI's taxonomy places the organism in Eukaryota, Viridiplantae, Streptophyta, Zygnematophyceae, Desmidiales, Closteriaceae. The record is from the annotation of a GenBank genome assembly.
GUGGCAGCGGCAGUGGCGUUUGGACUAGUCGUGGGCUUCGUGGAAGGACCCACCAAAGCGUCAGAGUUCUUUGCGGGGUAUCUAUUGGAGCAGAGCCUGUCCGUGGACAAUCUCUUUGUGUUCGUCCUCAUCUUCUCUUACUUCAAAGUGCCCACCGCCUACCAGGUACGUACGUGCCACUCACGCUCUCUCUCACAGCGUACCAGGUACGUGCCACUCACGCUCUCUCACAGCCUACCAGGUGGGUGCCACUCACGCUCUCUCACAGCCUACCAGGUGGGUGCCACUCACGCUCUCUCACAGCCUACCAGGUGGGUGCCACUCACGCUCUCUCACAGCAUACCAGGUGGGUGCCACUCACGCUCUCUCACAGCCUACCAGGUGGGUGCUCUGCUCUCUAUCUACCAUCCUACUACCACCCCUUUCCAACCUCUGUCCGUGGACAAUCUCUUUCUCUUCCUUCCCAUCUUCUCCUACUUCAAACUGCCUACAGCCCAAGCCUACCAGGUGGGUCCUCGUGCUCUGCUCUACCACUCCUUCCCACCGCUUCCCAUCCCACCACCACCCCUUCCCACUGCUCUCGGUGGACGUUCUCUUGGUCGUCGUCCUCAUCGUUUCCUACUUCAAAGUGCCUACAUACAGCCUACCAGGUGGGUGCUGAUUACUGCCCCAUCUCUUCCCACUACCACCUCACCCCUCUCCAAACGUUGUACUCACGCAUUACUGCCCCAUUCGCUCCCUCUACUCCCUUCCCAUCCCACUACCACCUCACCCCUCUCCAACCCUUACCACCCCUACCAACCGACGUCAGUGAACAAUAUCUUUGCCUUCUCCUACUUCAUCGUGCCCACCGCACAUCAGCCUCGGGUGCUCACGUAUGGCAUCGCUGGAGCUGUGAUCUUCCGAGCCAUCAUGAUAGGUCUGGGCAUUGCGGCCAUUCAAGCCUUUGAAGCGGUCAACCUGCUGUUUGCCGCGGUUCUCAUAUUCUGCUCCUACAAGCUUCUUGCAGAGGCAGAGGACGAGGAUGACGACCUCUCCAACAACUCAGUGGUCAAGUUCUGCCAAAAGCUCAUCCCUAUAACAGAUUACUACGACGGUAACAAGUUCUACACCACAACAGCAGCAGGCGUGCAAAUAGUCAGUACACAAACCCCGGACCCUCAUGUUCCCUUUCUUUUAGCCACCUUUUGA